AUGACUCACCACAAGCCAAAGGUGCUGUACAUACCCUCCGUUCAGAACAUCCAUGAUGAAACCGCCUGGAGAACCUUGAACGAAAAAUUUGAGGUCAUUACCUACAACUGCGAAUCAGAGGAAGAGUACAUUGCCGAGGUGCGGAAGCCAGACGGGAAGUUCGCUGGUAUAGAGGCCAUCUGUCGCUCUUCCUGGCUGAAGGGCCAGCCGUACGUGCACCACUACCUAUUCAGAGGCGAGCCGGUCAAGGCAUUGCCCGACACGGUCAAGAUUAUUGUUCAGUCAGGACAUGGCUACGACAUAGUUGACGUCGACUACUUGACUAAAAAAGGCGUGCUUUUCUGCAACUCUCCAGACUGUUGCACCAUCGCGACUGCAGAUGUUGGGGUUGCCCUUGUUCUUCAGUCGUUUCGCUACCUUACGUACGCGGAACACUGUGUUCGGACCGGCAAAUACUACGACUCUGCACCGCUAGCUCUGUGGGGUGAAAAUCCGGCUGGAAAAACGCUGGGAAUUAUUGGACUCGGAAAUAUAGGGUUCCGUGUGGCAGUGGCUUGCAAGGCAUUGGGGAUGGAGGUGGCAUACCAUAACAGAACACCAAAACCGGAGUACGAGGAAAAAAUAGAAAAUCUGAGCUACUUUGAAAAUCUGAACGACAUGCUCGCCGUUACCGACUGUGUGUUUGUUGCUUGUCCACACACGUCCGCCACGCACCAUUUGAUAAACGGGGAUAGAUUCAAGCACAUGAAGGAUCGUGUUCGGCUGGUCAAUAUAGCCAGGGGACCGAUAGUUGAGGAAGCAGCGGUUAUCGAUGCUCUUGAACGGGGCCAGCUCGUAGGAGCAGGUUUUGAUGUUCACGAGUUUGAGCCUAAAAUUCACCCAAAGCUCCUAGAAAACUAUAAAGUGACACUGCUUCCGCAUGUGGGGGUGACCUCAAUCGACAGUUUUAAGGCAUUCGAGAGAAAGUGCGUUGCCAAUCUGGUUGAGUAUUUCUACGGCAGUGGAAAGCCUGCGUCUGUUAACAAGGUCGGCAGUGAGCAGAUUUGUAGAGGAGAUAUAAAGUGCUAG
Ogataea angusta is the source of this 1068-nucleotide messenger RNA. RefSeq lists its product as uncharacterized. NCBI's taxonomy places the organism in Eukaryota, Fungi, Ascomycota, Pichiomycetes, Pichiales, Pichiaceae. The transcript has a single exon. Gene Ontology annotation, cellular component: cytosol. Gene Ontology annotation, molecular function: NAD binding; hydroxypyruvate reductase [NAD(P)H] activity; glyoxylate reductase (NADPH) activity. The record is from RefSeq and is a predicted model, not a curated record. The coding region runs from base 1 to 1068 and encodes 355 amino acids.